Molecule: messenger RNA, 1413 nt
Organism: Coniosporium apollinis CBS 100218
Lineage: Eukaryota; Fungi; Ascomycota; Dothideomycetes
Exons: 7
Coding region: 1-1413 (470 amino acids)
Source: RefSeq, a predicted model, not a curated record
AUGCUGGAGCUUACGGAAUACGACGAAGCGGGCGUUCUGAGAGCGGUCUAUGUAGAAUCUAAAAAUGACACGAACCGAAUCGGAAGCAGAGUGGACAUCGUUUCACUACGCGAUGUCAAGACGCCAUGGCAGAGAAUCCUAGACGUGUUUCUUCCGGCUGGCUAUCCACAGAGCGUCACGGAAGACUACAUUGAAUACCAGAUCUACGACUCGCUGCAGGCUUUCUCGAGUUCUAUAGCAGGGUUGAUUUCUUCGCGGGCGGUGCUCCAAGGUGUCGGCGUCGGAGAUGCAUCAGCCUCGCCCACCGCUGCCCUGCUCCUCUCAGUCCUGCAAGAUUCGAUGGGCAGAUUGGCUACAAUACUUUUUGCCCACAGACUCGGGACGUCCUUGGAGCCAGAAUGCAAGAUGUAUCGGCUCGCGGCCGACAUCUUCAACGAUACCGCAAUGAUCCUUGACUGCCUAUCCCCGGCGUUCCCGAAAGCCUUGAGAGUCUUGGUACUCAGCUUCUCCAGCAUUCUUCGCGCCCUCUGUGGUGUUGCUGCAGGCAGCUCGAAGGCUACUCUCAGCGCUCACUUUGCAAAAUGGGGGAACCUGGGGGAAUUGAAUGCUAAAGACUCGAGCCAGGAGACCAUCAUCUCUUUGAUGGGCAUGCUUGCUGGAAGUGUUGUCGUAUCAUGGAUUUCAUCGCCUUUGGCGACGUGGGCAACUCUAUUGACACUCCUCUCAAUCCACCUUGCAACGAACCACGCGGCGGUACGCGCCGUGAGCAUGAAGACACUGAACCGACAACGAGCGAACAUUGUCUUGUCAUGUCUGAUGGACAACGACGAAGUCCUGACCCCAAAACAAGUUUCGAGGAAAGAACGAAUCUUCGAGCGAGAUGGCGUGCUCCGCUGGAAAGGUGGCCGAGUACUCGGCCACUGCAAUAUUGGGACGACGCUCCAAGAGCUGCUGCAGCGCUUAGGUCCUAGCCAUGCAAAGACUCGGUCAAUCCAUCUGGAAGGGCUUCGUCUAGCGGAUCUGAUCCUCCUGUAUGAGCGCGAGUUGUAUAUCCUAUGGCUCGAUAAGACUACUGCCAAGCUACGCAUCUACAUUGUCUUGAAGCAAGGCUGCACGCCAGUAACUCAACUCAAAGCCUGGACCCAGGCGCUCACGCUCGCCCGCCAUGCUUCGCAGCAACAGUCGCGGGACUCGGACAGGGUAACAUCGCGUUUGCAAGAUGGUCUCAAGCAAGCUCCCUUACAUACCAAUUCGGGACCGCUCGCCGAGUUGAGACAAACCUUAACGCAAACAUCCAAAUCGUUCCCCGAGUAUGUACAACGGCUAGAAGCGGCCGGCUGGGAUCUGAGUGUUGCAGCACUAGAGACUGUUUCAGGUACCCGCGCCGUUGUGAGGACUAAAGAGAGCUCUUAA